CGCUCCGGGCUCCGGAGGAGGCAGCGGGCGCUGCAGGAGCCGCAGGAUUACACUCCGCUGCUCCCCGGGACCCGCCAAGAUUAAAGGCUUUGCGUGGAAGACUGCGGCUGGAUAAGAGUUACUAACUUUUGGAAUUGAAGAUGGUGCUACCGUGGAAACAGUUGUUCCUGCUUUCAUUCAUUGGCUGCCUCGGAGAUCUUGAAACCUUUAAAACUAAAAGAAUUGCAGUGUCUGUUCGAGAAGGUCAAGGAGUUGUGCUGCUUUGCAGACCACCGCCUCAUUCUGGAGAACUGUCAUUUGCUUGGAUCUUCAAUAAAUAUCCAUCAUUUGUACAAGAGGACAGUCGCCGAUUUGUAUCUCAAGAGACCGGGCAUCUCUACAUAGCUAAAGUGGAGCCAUCAGAUGUAGGAAAUUACACCUGUGUUGUGACCAGCACUGUAACAAACACCAGAAUUCUUGGUUCACCAACCCCUCUAGUGCUACGCACAGAUGGUGUUAUGGGUGAAUAUGAACCCAAAAUAGAAGUUCAGUUUCCUGAGACACUUCCUGCAGCUAAAGGUUCAACAGUGAAACUGGAAUGUUUUGCCCUAGGAAACCCGGUGCCUCAGAUAAACUGGAGAAGAACUGAUGGCCUACCAUUUCCAAGUAAAGUAAAGUUGAGGAAAUCCAAUGGCAUGAUUGAAAUUCCAAAUUUCCAGCAGGAGGAUGCAGGCCUCUAUGAGUGCAUUACUGAAAACUCAAGAGGGAAAAACAUUGCAAGAGGACGUCUCACCUAUUAUGCAAAACCUCACUGGGUCCAGAUUAUAAAAGAUAUUGAAGCUGCAGUGGAGGAUAGUUUAUACUGGGAAUGUAGGGCAAGUGGGAAGCCCAAACCAUCCUACAGAUGGACAAAGAAUGGAAACACUCUAGCAUUAGAGGGAAGGAUCCAAACUGAAGGUGGGACACUUAUCAUAACAAAUCUAAAUCUGACAGAUUCUGGCAUAUACCAGUGCAUAGCUGAAAACAAACAUGGAAUGAUAUAUUCCAGUGCAGAGCUCAGGGUUGUAGCUUCUGCUCCAGAUUUCUCCAAGAACCCAAUGAAGAAACUGAUUCAGGUUCAGAUAGGAAGCACAGUAAAUUUUGAGUGCAAGCCAAAAGCCUCCCCUAAGGCAACUUGCUCCUGGAAGAAGGGAGGCGAGCUGCUACAGGAAAAUGAAAGAAUAACGUUAUUAAAAGAUGGAGGCCUAAGCCUAGCUAAUGUGACUAAAUUAGAUACUGGAAGUUACUCUUGCCUGGCAGAGAAUCAGUUUGGAACAGCUAGUAGCACAACAAGCUUAAUAGUUACAGAGCCAACAAGGAUAACUCUGGCACCUUCAAACAUGGAUGUGACUGUUGGAGAGAGUGUAAUCUUGCCGUGCCAAGUUCAGCACGAUCCAUUGCUAGACAUUGGCUUUGCGUGGUAUUUUAAUGGAACGCUCACCGAUUUCAAAAGAGAUGCUUCUCAUUUUGAGAAAGUAGGAGGGAGUGCAUCAGGAGACUUAAUGAUUAGAAACAUCCAGCUGAAACACAGUGGAAAAUAUGUUUGCAUGGUAAAGACAGAAGUGGAUAGUGUAUCAUCGGCAGCAGAUCUGAUAGUACGAGGCUCCCCUGGCCCCCCUGAACACGUGAAAGUGGAUGAAAUCACGGAUACCACAGCUCAGCUCUCUUGGCAAGAGGGCGCAGAUAAUCACAGCCCAGUCACUACUUACGCCAUUCAGGCGAGAACACCAUUUUCAGUGGGUUGGCAGAGAGUCACAACAGUUCCUGAUGUCAUCGAUGGAAACACUUACACGGCCACGGUAGUGGAUUUAAACCCUUGGGUUGAAUAUGAAUUUCGUGUCGUUGCCAAUAACAAAAUUGGAGGUGGAGAACCUAGUUUACCCUCAGAAAAAGUAAGAACUGAAGAGGCAGUUCCUGAAAUACCCCCAUCUGAAGUAAGUGGGGGAGGAGGCAGCAGAUCUGAACUGGUCAUAACAUGGGAUCCUGUUCCUGAAGAAUUACAAAAUGGUGAAGGAUUUGGAUAUGUUGUUGCUUUCCGACCUCUUGGCCUUACGACAUGGAUACAGACUGUAGUCACGUCUCCUGAUACACCAAGAUAUGUCUUUAGAAAUGAAAGCAUCCUGCCAUUUUCACCGUAUGAAGUCAAAGUUGGUGUAUAUAAUAACAAAGGAGAAGGGCCAUUUAGCCCAGUAACCACAGUCUUUUCUGCUGAAGAGGAGCCUACAAUAGCACCUUCUGGUGUCUCUGCAAAAAGCUUGUCAUCUUCAGUAAUUGAAGUUUCCUGGAAUGCCAUUCCUUGGAAAAUGAGUAGUGGACGGUUACUGGGUUAUGAGGUCACGUACUGGAAUAAUGGUGGAAAAGAAGAAUCUUCAAAUAGAGUAAAAGCUACAGGGAAUAAGACAUCAGUAAGAAUAACAGGCUUGAAGAGCAACUUAGCAUAUUACACAGCUGUCCGGGCAUAUAACAGUGCUGGGUCAGGACCCUUUAGUGCCACCGUCAAUGCCACCACAAAAAAGACACCACCCAGUCAGCCUCCAGGAAACGUUAUAUGGAAUGUUACAGACUCCAAGGUAGUACUGAACUGGGAGCAAGUGAAAGCAAUGGAGAAUGAAUCCGAAGUAACUGGAUAUAAGGUUUUGUACAGGACUAGCAGUCAAAACCAUGUGAAUGAACUGAACACAAAUACGACAUCAGCAGAACUUUUACUCCCGUUCAAUGAGGAUUACAUCAUAGAAGUAAAAGCAACAACUGAUGGUGGAGAUGGCACUAGCAGUGAUGAGAUCCGGAUUCCCAAACUGACUAGUAUGGAUGCAAGAGGUUCUGGUGCAUCAGUCGUGAACAUCUACAGCUUAUCCAGCUUCAUACGGAUAGUACCUUUCUUGACUUUUAAUGCAGUGUUGUGGUGAUACAUUGUCAUUCAUUGGAUACAUUAAAUCAGUUACAAAAGUGCUUUUUUUAAAAAAAUGCAGUGGUUAUGCAUGGGUUUUUUUUCAACUCUGUGUUUUUAAAUACUUCAUAUUCCAUUGUAGGUUAAAUUUAAAAAAAAAAAAACCCACCAUAUAAAAAUUCAGCAAAUCCUUUUAAAGGAAUCUAAAAUGCCUUAAUACUUGAACCAAAGGAGUUUACAUAAUACAUUUCUCAAAUCUGAUGUAAAUGAGAGUAAGAGUAUUAUGCUACGGUUUGAGAGCUUCACAGAGUCUCAGAUACACCUUAGCUCUAUGAUGAACUCCAUUUUUUUUGCAGUGACACUGAAUUGUUUUGAGUAUAUCCUGUGUCAUUGUGAUAGAAUAAUUCUAAUCCACACAAACAGAUGAAAAUGGAUGCAUAUUUAACUGGAAUCUAAUGACAAAUCUUGGACCAAUGAGAUCUUUUAAAAGCAGUAUGUUUACCAAGUAUGUUCAGAUAAGCUUGCAUACUGUCCUUUUACGUAAUCUACUCUAAAUCUAUCAGAUAAUCAUAGGUAUUAGAGAUGGAAAAGACCUUGUCCAUCUCCUGUCAGUGUUUUGUCCCAUUUACCUUUGAAAGUCCAAGAGACAGGGUUUCCAGCACUUCUCUUGAGAGCCGCACUUCAAAGGUUUUCUCUUUUUCCUCAUAGUCAGCAUACAUUUGUAUACUCCCUUCGAGAACACAAGUCCUUUCUCUCCAUUUAUAGGUAUUUGAAUUAAUUUUAGAUUUUUUUUUCUCAUUCCCCUACUUCAUCCAUCUCUUUGCCAGGUUAUCGCAUACAUAUUUAGCACUAUAUUCUGUCUUUAUAACCUGAUCCCUCCCGCUCCCAGCUCAUUUUUGUUGCCCUUCUCUGAAUUCCCACACCCCAACAUGUUUUGGAAAAUGCAGUGCCCAGAACUGAGCACUGUAUUUUAGGUGCAGAUGCACCGUGGCCUUAUAGAAAGGGACCGUUGCCUCCCUGCUCUGUGAUGUGUUUCUUCUGAACAUUCAGCCCAAAAUUACAUUGGCCCUUUGUCUACCACAUCACAUUGCAAACUAUGCCUGAUUCAAUAUAUGCUGUUACUCCUCUGCUCCCUUUUAGCAUUGCUGCUACCCAGAUUUCUCCUUUUGGUUGCUGAAAGGGACCUCUGUGUCUAAGCACCUCCAUCUCUCUCAGCUGGGCUGGCAUUCUGUAAUAAAUCCCAUGAACAUCAUAUAAUUCUUGGUAUGACUAUGGCAAUAUACUAUAGCUUUUACUAGAUAUAUAGAAAUAUAUAUAUAUAUAUAUAUAAACAAAGACUUUUUGUCCUUGUUAUUACGGAGAUUGUUCUAAAUCUAUAUGUUCCAUAGCAAUAUAUAAAAGAGAUGCCAAACCUGGUACAUUUGAUUUUCUAUAUUUGCAAAGCUUAGACAAAUCAUACGUUAUUCUAUCCUUUCAGACUGCUUUCAAUCGAAUAGCAAAUUACACAAUGUCAAAUGUUCAUGUGACAUAAAACUGAUAUUCUGUUUUUUCAGUUUAAUCUGAAAGUAUUAUUACAACACAAAAAAAAUCAAAAAUAUCAACCUCAAGUGAACUAAGAUCAGUAAAAUUCUGACAUCACUGUAGUAAUGUUUUAAUAUGCAUUCAGAUAUCAAAUUCACAUUAAUAUAACACACAAACUAUCUUGUUAGCUAUCCAAGCAAGAUCUGUAUAUACUGUACAUACAUAGUAAAAAAAUCAUAAAUGGCUAGUUGUUUUUUCAAUAUGGCUAACCAUUGACGUUUCUAAACAGUCACAAAUGGGGGGAAACAGACAUUCCUAGUAAAUAUAUAGUUCAGUUUCAUGCAAUGAAAGGUGAAUCUUUCUAUUCUUGUUUGAGAAAUUCUGCAGUGUCAUUUUCAUGAUUGUUCUAUUGCAUUAUUUAACUUUGUUAUAUAUCUCCAUGAGAUAUGUACUGAGUAUCUUGUUUCAUAUUGAAAAGUAUGAAAUUUAUCCUUAAACUUCCAGUUGUGUGUGUAUCCUAUGGUUAUCUGUAUGUAUUUUUUUCUA
Trachemys scripta elegans is the source of this 4972-nucleotide messenger RNA. Its product is annotated as contactin-3-like. Gene Ontology annotation, molecular function: cell-cell adhesion mediator activity. The transcript has 21 exons. The coding region runs from base 141 to 2924 and encodes 927 amino acids. Gene Ontology annotation, biological process: cell-cell adhesion; brain development. The record is from RefSeq and is a predicted model, not a curated record. NCBI's taxonomy places the organism in Eukaryota, Metazoa, Chordata, Testudines, Emydidae.